Messenger RNA from Gracilinanus agilis (Agile Gracile Mouse Opossum), 2097 nucleotides. RefSeq names its product small G protein signaling modulator 1 (gene SGSM1). Gene Ontology annotation, biological process: activation of GTPase activity. Gene Ontology annotation, molecular function: GTPase activator activity. The record is from RefSeq and is a predicted model, not a curated record. The transcript has 19 exons. The coding region runs from base 1 to 2097 and encodes 698 amino acids. Lineage: Eukaryota; Metazoa; Chordata; Mammalia; Didelphimorphia; Didelphidae.
AUGGCGACGGCGCCAGCAGAGGCUGAGACCCGCCAGAGGCUGCUGCGCACUGUCAAGAAGGAGGUAAAGCAGAUCAUGGAAGAGGCUGUGACCCGCAAGUUUGUCCAUGAAGACAGUAGCCAUAUCAUCUCAUUCUGUGCGGCCGUGGAGGCUUGUGUGCUGCAUGGCCUGAGGCGCCGGGCAGCGGGCUUCCUUCGGAGCAAUAAGAUCGCAGCCCUGUUCAUGAAGGUGGGGAAGAGCUUUGCCCCGGCAGAGGAGCUGUCCAGGAAGGUCCAAGACUUGGAGCAGCUGAUCGAGAAUGCGCGGAACCAGCUCCAGGGUCUCCAGGAGAACGUCCGCAAGCUGCCCAAGCUGCCCAACCUGUCACCCCAAGCCCUCAAGCACCUGUGGAUUCGCACAGCCCUGUUCGAAAAGGUCUUGGAUAAAAUUGUGCAUUACCUGGUAGAGAACAGCAGUAAGUAUUAUGAGAAGGAAGCCCUCUUGAUGGACCCUGUGGAUGGCCCCAUCCUUGCUUCUUUGUUGGUUGGCCCCUGUGCACUGGAGUAUACCAAGAUGAAGACGGCAGACCAUUUCUGGACGGACCCCUCAGCUGAUGAGCUGGUCCAACGGCAUCGGAUCCACAGCUCCCACCUCCGACAAGACUCUCCUACCAAACGCCCAGCACUUUGCAUCCAGAAACGACAUUCAAGUGGCAGCAUGGAUGACCGGCCCUCCCUCUCUGCCCGGGAUUAUGUGGAGUCCCUGCAUCAGAACUCUCGGGCCACUCUCCUUUACGGCAAGAACAAUGUUCUGGUCCAACCGAGAGAUGACAUGGAGGCUGUCCCUGGAUACCUGUCUCUGCACCAGACUGCUGAUGUCAUGACCCUCAAGUGGACCCCCAACCAGUUGAUGAACGGCUCUGUGGGAGACCUGGACUAUGAGAAAAGCGUGUACUGGGACUAUGCCAUGACCAUCCGUCUAGAGGAGAUCGUCUAUCUGCACUGCCAUCAGCAAGUAGACAGUGGUGGGACGGUGGUGUUAGUGAGCCAGGAUGGGAUUCAGAGGCCCCCGUUCCGGUUUCCCAAGGGGGGUCACCUGCUCCAGUUUCUCUCGUGCCUGGAGAACGGGCUGCUGCCCCACGGCCAGCUGGACCCGCCACUGUGGUCCCAGCGAGGAAAGGGCAAAGUGUUUCCAAAGCUCCGCAAGCGAAGCCCGCAGGGCUCCUCAGAAUCUGCGUCGGACAAGGAGGACGACGAAGCCACAGACUACGUCUUCAGAAUCAUCUACCCUGGCAUGCAGUCAGAGUUCGGAUCAGCUUGGAUGGUGUUCCCGUUGGGCCGGACCAUGGUUGUGAUGGCCGUGGGGCAUUUGUCCACUCACACUGGAGGGACUGCUAUUCCUACCCUGACGGACACAGACUCGUUCCCCCCCAUGCCCCCAGACUUGAUCGAUGCCCCUGUGAGCAGCCUGCCUUCCAUGUGGCAGCCCAGCCCCCGAAAGUCGUCCUGCUCAUCCUGCUCCCAGAGCGGCUCCACAGAGAGUGGGCCAUCCAAUGGAUGUAACCAUGAGAGUUACAUCUGGCAACACAUCGAGAUUGGUUAUGUCCAGGGCAUGUGUGACCUCCUGGCCCCAUUACUGGUCAUCCUGGAUGAUGAGGCCCUCGCUUUCAGCUGCUUCACCGAACUCAUGAAAAGGAUGAACCAAAACUUCCCCCAUGGUGGUGCCAUGGAUACCCAUUUUGCUAAUAUGAGGUCUCUCAUCCAGAUUUUGGACUCGGAGCUUUUCGAGCUCAUGCACCAGAAUGGCGAUUACACACAUUUCUACUUCUGCUACCGCUGGUUCCUCCUGGAUUUUAAGAGAGAACUAGUCUACGAUGAUGUCUUCUCCGUCUGGGAAACCAUUUGGGCUGCCAAGCACGUCUCUUCCUCCCACUAUGUUCUGUUCAUCGCCCUAGCCUUGGUGGAAAUAUACCGAGAUAUCAUCUUGGAAAACAAUAUGGAUUUCACAGAUAUCAUCAAGUUCUUUAAUGAGAUGGCAGAGAGACACAAUACCAAACAGAUCCUGAAGCUAGCCAGAGACCUCGUCUACAAGGUGCAGACUCUGAUCGAGAACAAGUAG